AUCCGCUUGACUCGUGCCCUGCUCAGCUAAAUUGUACUGAAAUGAUCUUUACAGUCAUUAUUCCCGAUGAUAUUGCAAACUUCGACGACCUACACCGGACAAAGGGGCGCGAGCGAGUUUACAGAAAAAAAUCAACGUCAGCUAUGGAUGAGGAUACCUCUCAUCAGGAGGGCCAGGAGGGCACCGAGUUGCGGGAUAAGGAGGAAACGGACGAAACACAGACAUCAUUACCAGUUGACAUGUGUUACAGUUAUGAGGAGCUUCACUCCAAACCAUUCAUCACACCCGAGUCUGACAUUCCAGAGAACCUCCUGGUCUUCUCUCACUCAUUUGGCUACGACUGUGGGCGCAGAGCUAACCUGCAGCUGCUGGAUGAAAGAACUCUGGUCUUUAUAGCUGGUCAGCUGCUCAUCUUGCUUGAUGUUUGCACCAAGCAACAGAGAUACAUGCGCUCCUGCAGUGGUGGUGGAAUUGGCUCCAUUGGGGUAAGCAAUAGGAAAGAAUAUUUAGUCGUGGCAGAGAAGGGAAGAAAACCCACCUUGAUAGUGUAUAAAUAUCCUUCCUUACAAGCAUACCGCAUCCUGAGAGAUGGUACACAGCGUGCAUUCAGCUCUGUGAACUUUAACAGUGAUGGGAGUCUUCUGGCCAGCCUGGGCAGUGCACCAGACUACAUGCUGACAGUGUGGAACUGGAGGCAGGAGGAAGUUAUGCUCAGGUGCAAAGCCAUUUCUCAGGAGGUGUACAAAGUGAGCUUCUCCCCAUACAACCCUGGACUGCUGACAUCAUCAGGAUCUGGACACAUUAAAUUCUGGAAAAUGGCCAGCACAUUUACAGGUCUCAAACUGGAAGGGCUUAUAGGCCAUUUUGGAAAAACUGCAGCUACAGAUAUUGAAGGCUACAUCGAACUUCCUGAUGGAAAGGUGGUGUCUGGCUCAAACUGGGGAAAUCUGCUGCUGUGGGAUGGAAAUGCCAUUAAAGUAGAGCUCUGCAGCAAGGGCGGACAGUGUUGUCAUGCAGGGGUUGUCCAGCCUUUUGCCCUGGAGGAUGGGCAGCUUAUGACCUUUGGCGCUGAUGGAAUGAUACGGGGCUGGGACUUUGAGACCAUCGACGCUGCUGACAGUAGCAGUGAAAACAGCAGGUUUGAGAUGGAGCCCAUGAAUGAGAUGGUGGUUGGGCGCCAUGUCUGCCUUUUUUCAAUAGUGAAAAGCUCACAGCCUGAUUCUACAAUUUGGUAUGCUCAGGAUACCAAUGGAGCCAUUUGGAAAGUGGAUCUUUCAUUCACAUACACAACUCCUGAUCCCGAGUGCCUGUUUUCCUUCCAUGCUGGGGCAAUCAACGGCCUUGAUGUAUCAAAGAAGAGUCAUCUCAUGGCCACGACUGCUCUGGACCGUUCAGUCAGAGUCUUUGACUUUCUGGCAAAAACAGAACUGACUUGUAACCGCUUCACUCAGGGUGGAACUGCUCUCCACUGGGCCCCACCUAUGGUGAACCAGACUGGAAGUUUACUGGUGACUGGCUUUGAAGAUGGUGUGGUGCGCUUACUAGAGCUUUAUGACCCUUCAGGCCUUCAAAUAGUAACCAGGCACAAUGUUGAGGCCCAGCUGCGCCUCAAACAAGCCUUUAAACCUCAUAAUGCCCCUAUAACCACAGUUGCAUAUGAAUGCAAUGGAGCGAUCUUAGCCACUGGGAGCUCAGACUCCACUGUGUUCUUCUUCACUGUCGGAGAAAAAUAUGAGCCAAUCGGUUUUGUCUGUGUUCCUGGACCAGUACAGGUACUGGAGUGGUCACCUCAUUCCCAUCAUGAAAACAGUCUGCUAAUCCUGUGUCUAAGUGGUCAUGUUGUGGAGGUACAGUGUCCUGAUCCUAAAACCCAGCAGACAGGCAAAUCCUACCAACUACUUGAACUGCCCAGAAGAACCUUUCGCUUCAAGAGCAUCAAAUCUCGAAUUAGGAGAGAGGAGGAAAUAGCAAGACGACAAGCAUUAAAAGAAAAGCGAAAGAAGGAACGAGAGGAAAAUGAGAUCACAGAUGAAGAAGAAGAAGAGGAAGAGGAAGAGGAGGCGUUGCCUCGUAUCUAUAUCCCUGACCCUCCAAGUCCUCUCUACUGGGGGUUCUACUCAAAGCCUGGCCAAUUCUGGCUCUCAAUGGGAGGAUAUGACUCUGGUUUUUUGUACCACUGUAAGUUCUCUGAGAAUCAGGAUGAAAAUUCAGAAAAAUGUCUGGUUGAGCCAUUUGACUUCCUGGCUAUCCAAAAUGCUGAUGGUGACCCUAUUCGUUCAGUCACCUUCAGCUCCAACAGACAGCUGAUGUUCUGCGGCAUGCACUCAGGCUCCAUCAGAGUUUAUCCUUUGGAUCCCGAUGAUCACGCCCUAACCUCUAUGCAGCCGUACUGGGAACUGAGCAUUCAUGACAGUAAUUAUGGAUACUUGCGGCACAUCUGUUGCAGCCAUGAUGACCAGUUUGUGCUGACAGCAGGAGAUGAUGGGAACAUCUUCUCCUUCAGCCUGCUUCCUGAUGAGGAGCUGCAGAAAGAACGGCAGAAAAAAAAGGCCAAGGUUCCUUCACCAAGGGUGGGUUUGGAGAAUGAGGUGUUAGCCAAAGACAUUGAUGACCCAGCUGCCUACAGCAUAGAGACAGCCAAACAGAAGCUAGAGAAAGACCGCAGGCGUCGGGAAGCUGACAAGACGAUAUUCGCCAAACGAAAAAGGCUUGCUGCGUUCCAGAACAAGUUUAAAAUACUACUGAAUGAAAACCUUAACUUGCCAGGACACAAUCAGCUGACUCCUCUGGAACUGCUGUUGGACCAACGUUUCGAAGACCAAGCUGAGAGUGAGAAGAUUACGCGAUUAAAUGAAGUCCAGUACCAGAUGAGUUGGCAAGAGGAGCAUUCCCAUUUAUCACUCAAAAAGCUACAAGACUGGUUCAUUGGCUCUUCACAGUCUAAAAUUGUCACUGUGUUCGCCAUCCGCACUGACCACAGAGUCUCAACCUACCAUAUUCCAAGUCUUUCUUCAACUCGGCUCCAACAGCAGAGCAGUUCCAGCAAUUCUGGUGUUAAUGAAACCGCUCUGGCUGAAUGUCAAAAAUCCACAGACCAACCUGAAAAAGACAGUAGUGAAACAGAUGAGGAUGAUGCGCCUCCUACCCCUGUGUCUCGUGCUGGGGUACAGGUAGCAGAUCGGCAGGUUGAAAGGCUCCAAAAAGCUGCAGAGAAAGCUGAACAAGCACGAGCCAAGAUUGCGAAAAGAAAGCAGGAAUGGGACAAACUUUAUGCAGAGAAGCCACAUAAGGACUGUGAAGAUCCACGAGACGUGCAGGCCAUCUGUGAAGCCAAAGAGCGCAUUGGAGACUUGAAACUUAAAACAGACAAAAACUUCACCGUGCCAAAACACCUACGAAUGAGUGCAAACAGAAAGAAAGUUGAGAUGAUAAACCUGGAGGACAAUAUACGUGAAAAACAGACUGAGAUGAACCGAGAGAUUUUGGCCUUGCGGGACUUCAAACUUCUCCUUUUGUCAAAACUGGGAACCCAGGCUAAGCAGUUCCAGAGAAUCCAGAAUCAUUUGCCAUCACAGCUCCACUGCUGUCCACCCCCUCCACCCACCGUACGACUCGAGGAAGUACCUGAGAAGAGCCUGCAAUGCACCCGAGCCAUCCUAGAGAGAUAUAGGGUGCUGAGGGAGCAAAGGUUAAAGGAUGCAGAGCUCGAGGAUCAGGAGAGUGGAACGAGUGUGGUGGAUGAGCUAGAAAAGGAGAUUGAACUACUGGAGGAAAUGGAAAAUGAAUCAGGUUCAUCUCCAGAGGAGACCGCAGGGGAGGAAGAAGAGCUGAAUGAUGAAGAGCUCCAAAAUAUGAAACAGGACGCAUUGCUAGACAUGCGGGACUUUCUGCUGGAACAGAUGAAGAUCUUGGUGGAUCAAUUUGAUAAGGAGCACCUGAUGUGUCUUGAGAAGGUACAGAUGCUGGACUGGAAGCUAAAACUUGGUAAUCUCCGUCAGUUGACGCUCUAUCAGGAGCUGUUGCUCCUCAAGGAGGUGGACAAGAGUGAGAAGACUCUGCAGGACAAACUUGACAAACGUCUGAAGGAGGAGGAUGACCUAAUGUCCGAGCUGGAAAAGUAUAGGAAGGCGCUGGAACUGAAGCGUAAAGACAUAGCAAAACGUCAGGAGAAAGAGAAAGCUAAUACUGCAGCCUUCCAUGCCUUGCUAGGUGAUGACAACAACUUUGAAGAGUAUCUGACCAAAGUUUACAAGAAGAAAAUCAAACGUGCCAAGAAGAAGGAGCAAGGAAGUGAAGAGGAGGACGAAGACAGCAAUGAUGACUUUGAUGAUUAUGAAAACUGGGAUGAUGAUGACGACGAUGAUUGGGAUGCGUUAGAUGGAGAUGGUGCUGUGGAAGAAUGCCCUCCAGGGUGUGACCCAAAACUGUUUGACGACGUACUGGAGCUGCGUGAACGUCGCCUGGAUCUGGAAGAGCUGCUGGCAGAGGAGAAGAAGAAUGCUGAACAGCUGGAGAAGGAGUGUGACGCCCUUGUAAAGAAGAUGAAAUCAGUGAAAAUCAGUCUUAAGGCAGCAGAGGAUGACUUGGAGGAAGUCAACAGGGAGAAACAGCAGAAAAUGAACCAACUAGAGGUUGUGGUUCCUCUCAGGCUGCACCAGAUUGAGAUUGAUAUCUCCGCCCAAGUGCCUUCAGACCUCAGCCCGGCGUUGGUUCUCACUAGGAUGGAGCUACAGCGGCUGCAGGAGCGAGUGAACGAGUUGGAGGUAGAGAAGCUUCAGCAGACAGAGGUGUACCGUCAGGCCCGUCAGCAGCAUAUCAGGCUCAUCAAAGAACGCAAGGACAUGAGCAAUGAGAUCCAGUCGCUAGAGAAGCUGUGUCACCAGUUGAUGAUGACAAGGUUUGGGAGAGAGGUGGAUAUGGAGGUUCUGCAGACCCUGUGUGUUAACAAGACAGUUGCAGAGAUGAAGCAGGAAAAAAUCUUGCGAGACAUUGCAAAUGCCAAAGACAUUCAACAAUGGGAUAGAAAAGUAGAAAAGGCUCGUGAAACGCUGAUGGGGAUGACAAGGAGCAACUCAGAGCGCCUCCUCUGCUUGAAUAGCCUCUUUGAACAGAAGAAGGAGCUGGAGCUGAAACUUUACUCAAGACAAAAGAAAAUUGGCAAGCAUCUUCAGGCCUGCAGCAGACGGGCAGACAGAGGACAGAUCUGGAGUCUUCAGGAGCUGGUGAGAAAACAGUCUGAGCAGAUAGAGAGGCUAUCCAAAGAGAUCAGUGGUCUUGGACCUACAGGAGGACACAUGCUUCCCUCUGGCCAUGCACAUCUACCGCCGCUUCCUCCUCGGUCCACCCCCACAGUCCAUAAAUGUACCAGAAUACGAGGAAAAUUUAAACCUGGUAUAAAGGAAGAGGACACUACUGAAAGUGAGACAAAUGACUAAAAAUGGAAUCUACUUUUUCAUUAUUAUGGGCCUUCUUAUGAAGCAAAUCAUGACCACUGACUGCUGCUAAACUGUAGACAAAUUACAUAACCCGAGGGCCACCUGUGCUAGUUAUAAUUUUUUUCAACGUAAUUCCACAAAUGAAUGGGGAGCUCAUGGAAAAGUGAUCAAAUCAGACCAAUCAUUUUCAGGGGUUGGAAUUGUACUUGUCCAUCCUCAGUAAGGCACUUUUGUGUCGCAUAGACUUAGAUUUGACUAAGUCUUGAACCAGCUGGAAUGCGCUGAAACAUCUCCAUGGAGUCGUGGUAGCAUUUAAUAAUUUCUCAGGGAGAAGUCAAAUGUGAACACUUCACCAACAGUUUGUUCAUGAGAAGCAAAUGUUUGAGAUCUUUCUGAAUGAAAUACACAUUGUGUCACAAAAAACAGUAACUGAUAUACAGCGGCUGAAAUAAAUAUUUAACACGUCACCAUUUUUGGUGAUAUAGACCUGAACAGUUCACCAGAUGUUGGGAACAUCCCAAGUAAUCCAUACAUACAAAGAAAGUAGAACAAAUAAGAUCAGAAAUUAAGUUGUAUGGAAAAUUGUGAAAUGACACAGGAAAAAAGUAUUGAACACAUGAAGAAAGGGAGGUGCAAAAGGCAUGGAAAGCCAAGACAACACCUAAAAUCUAUCAAUAAUCAAACAGCAAUCCAGCCCCUUGUCAGUGAAAAUGAAUAUCAGCUGGUUCAGUCCUAAUUGAUGGCCUACAAAAAGGUCUCAUUGCCAAGGUGUGAGUCAAGGCACAGCUCAUGAUGGGUAAGAGCAGAGAGCUUUCAAGACCAGCACAAACUAAUUGUUGCAAAACAUAACAUUGGUUACAGGCGUUGGUUGAUAGUAACAUUGGUUACUAUCUAAGCUUCUGAACGUUCCAGUGAAAGUUUGGGGCCAUAAUACACAAGUGGAAAGCCAAUCAUACCACCAUAAAUUUGUCUCAAUCAGGUACUCCUCGCAGGACAUCUGACAGGAGUGCAAAGAAUAAUCAGAAGAGUUGUCCAUGAGCCAAGUAUUACCUGUGGAGAGCUUCAAAAAGACCUGGAAUUAGAAGGUACUGUUGUCACAAGGAAAAUAGUGAGUAAUGUACUCCACCGCCAUGACCUGUAUGCAUGCUCACCACACAAGGCCCAAUUGCUGGGGGAAAAAAAGCAUCUUAAAGCUCUUUGCUGAACAACAUUUAGACAAGCCAGUUUAAUACUGGGCAAGUAUAGUCUGAUCGUAUGAGAGCAAAAUUUAACUGUUUGGAUGCCAUAAUGCACACCACGUUUGGAGGAGAAAUGGCACUGCACAUCACCCUAAAAACACCAUACCAACAGUCAAGUUCAGAAGUGGGAACAUGAUGUUAUGGGGCUGCUUUUUAGCAAAUGGUACUGGUAAACUUCACAUUAUUAAAGGAAGGCUGAAUGGACAAAUAGACCGAGACAUUCUUGCCAAAAAUCUGCUUCCAUCUACGAGGAUGAUGAAAAUGAAACGAGGAUGGACAUUUCAGCAGGGUAAUGAUCCAAAACAUACUGCCAAGGAAAUUCUCAGUUGGUUUCAAAGAAAAAAGAUAAAGCUGCUAGAAUGGCCUAGCCAAUCACUUGACUUGAAUCCAAUCCAAAAUCAAUGGAAAGAACUGAAACGCAAGGUCCAUAAAAGAACCCCAUGGAACCUUCAAGAUUUGAGGACUGCUUGUGUGGAGGAAUGGGCCAAAAUCACACCAGAUCAAUGCAUGUGACUAGUUUCUCCAUACAGGAGGGGCCUUGAAGCUGUCAUAGCAAACAAAGGCUUUUGUACAAAGUAUUAAAUACAUACCAGUUGGCAUGUUCAAUACUUUUUUUCCUGUGUCAUGUCACAUUAUUACACACAACUUAAUUUCUGAUCUUAUUUGUUCUACUUUCUUUGUAUGUAUGGAUUACUGAAAUUGACAUGAAAUUUUCAUGUCAAUAGCACCUUUGGAAAUAUAUUUAUGAUGAGAAAAAAAUGGUCAAAUACUUAUUUCAGCCGAUGUAUCAGUUAAUCUAUUCCAUGAGUCUGCCUUUGCUAUGUUAGUACUAGAUACCAGUUAGCAUUUUUCUGGUCUCAUUAGGUAUCUGAAAGAGUACCUGCAUGAAUGAUGGAGACAAACUAGAUUUAAGUGUUUCAUUGUCUAUUGUUAUUUUCAUGUCAAAAUAAAUGUUUAA
This is a messenger RNA of Phycodurus eques (leafy seadragon), 7631 nucleotides long. Its product is annotated as cilia- and flagella-associated protein 44-like. Lineage: Eukaryota; Metazoa; Chordata; Actinopteri; Syngnathiformes; Syngnathidae. The record is from RefSeq and is a predicted model, not a curated record. Gene Ontology annotation, molecular function: protein binding. The coding region runs from base 42 to 5435 and encodes 1797 amino acids. The transcript is spliced from 35 exons.